AUAGCACAAAAAAGAGAAGAAUCUACGUAGACAACCAUCUUAUUUCCAGCGCAACCUGCAGUUAUCCUAAGUCCGAAAAACGUAAUUUUGACUGUUAUCCUGAAGUUUUCCUGAUUUACGCAUUAACAGAAUGGCGGAGGACCCUAAAGAUGACUACCUCAAGAAGAAGCUUCACAUCAAAGACCGGUUUAUCAAGAGACUGGAGUGCGAGAACCGUCAGUUAGAAAUUGACAAAACGUCACUCGAACGAAGGCUUCAGCAUUUAGAACAGCAACUUUACAUCAUGCUGAACGGGCCCCAGCAUCGCUUGGCCACAGACCCCCAGCAUCGCCAAGUCACAGGCCCCCAGCAUCGUCAAGCCACAGGCACCAGUAUGAGGCUCAUUGACAUUAGCCCCGCCGCUUACACCUUCGCUGUCUCAGAGCAAAACAGCUCCUUUCUUCCAGAGACCGAAAAUCUAGUGACUGCGUUUGACAAUGGGCAAUUGUUUAAUGAAAAUCUAGAAUCUACGUUGGAGAUCUCUUACCUAAAGGCGCGUCUCAAAAGUUCAGAGGCCGCAAGAGCAGUAGCAGAGAGGAAGUGUGAGAUCCUUGAAGAGAAGUUGCGCAGUUCAGGAGGCUUUCUGAAUAAGACUGGGAGUACAUUCCAGUCCAAUGCUGAUCAGAUGAGAGUAAGCACAAAUGAGUGUCAGCUAGAUCGCUAUGCCACGGCUGCAAAGCCUGUCGGUAUUGCCAUGCCGCUGUGCCGUCCUCAAACUGCAGUCACGUGCUCACGUGGCAGUCAGGGACCUGGGGCCGAAUGCGUUCGCCACACUGAUAGGCCGUUAGAAGAGCGUUUGGACGGUCUUCUGAGUCUGAUUGUUGGUCUUGACGACAAAAUAUCCGGCCUUACAAGGAGACUGGACCAAGCCUCUCUUGACGUCAGACGAGACGAGUGAAGGACGUUCUGCCGGUGGUGGUGGUGGAAAGCGCGGAGAAACUAUUAGAAACAUUUACUUUUGGCGACUGGAUAUAUAAUUCACCAGUUAGAUGUGUACAAAAACCUGCCAAUAUAACUUGUCCUUGAAUAAAGAGAUUUUUACUGUGAA
Nematostella vectensis (starlet sea anemone) is the source of this 1087-nucleotide messenger RNA. RefSeq lists its product as uncharacterized. The record is from RefSeq and is a predicted model, not a curated record. Bases 131 to 937 code for a protein of 268 amino acids. The transcript is spliced from 8 exons. Lineage: Eukaryota; Metazoa; Cnidaria; Anthozoa; Actiniaria; Edwardsiidae.